AUGAGGAAUAAAAAAAAUUGCAUAUUAAAAUUACAUCACAUAUUAGAUAAAAUAUAUUUGAAAAAUUUUUGCUGCAUAAUAAGUUUAAGACAGGGGACUUUAUUAAUUGCCAUAAUCGAAUUGUCUUUGACAUCAUUCAUGUUAUUUUUACUUUUGCUUGGUAUAACACACGUGCAAGACAUAAUUGAAACCGUCGAAGAUGAUUUGGAACAAUUAGAAGAAAGCAAUUGGGUUGUCGGACAAUUGCAAGGACUAUCCGUAUAUUUUAACAAUAACGAACAGAAAAUGUUGAGUGGUCAAAAUUUGGCAUCGUUGAUGAUGGUUUUGGUUUAUACCGGAUUAAUCGUCACAUGUAUACAUUUUAUUUCGUGCGUUUUAUUAUUAUAUGGCGCCAUUCGAAACAUACCACAAUUUCUUUUACCUUGGACCUUAACCGUUUUGUUUAGCAUCAUAAUCGGAUGUUCAUUUCUUUUCAUAUUGAUAUUCGUUCCCUUACAAGGAUGUAACAUUGGUUUUCACGUUUCCGGAGCUUUUUUACUAACCAUCGAACUUUAUGCAUGGCUCGUAGUAUUCAGUUAUUAUAGAGAACUAAAAACUCAAGAAUGGCGUUUUAUUAAAAAUCAAACGACGUAA
Messenger RNA from Pediculus humanus corporis (human body louse), 633 nucleotides. RefSeq lists its product as uncharacterized. NCBI's taxonomy places the organism in Eukaryota, Metazoa, Arthropoda, Insecta, Psocodea, Pediculidae. The record is from RefSeq and is a predicted model, not a curated record. The coding region runs from base 1 to 633 and encodes 210 amino acids. The transcript has 3 exons.